Messenger RNA from Phalaenopsis equestris, 974 nucleotides. RefSeq lists its product as uncharacterized. Bases 327 to 782 code for a protein of 151 amino acids. Lineage: Eukaryota; Viridiplantae; Streptophyta; Magnoliopsida; Asparagales; Orchidaceae. The transcript has 2 exons. The record is from RefSeq and is a predicted model, not a curated record.
UAUUCGCUAUUUGUGCCCUUCUUCCGACGAAUCCUUCAUCUAAAAGUUCACUCCUCUUCCUCGACGUUUUCUUCCCAUAUCUAUUCCUCCGACGAACUUGUUGAAUGGUAGGAGAUUCUUUGAGGUCACCCCCUUUCCCUGUAUCAAAGGACUCCACCGCCGUCUUUGCAGGUGUUGGUGCCGCCUUAUCAUCCUCCGUCGCCGGCCCCAUCGCUUGCUGCAUGGAGGGCUGGCACUACCGCUGCCUCGCCCUCGACCCUUAGAUAUCCGCCUCAUCGAUAUUCUGUUGAUAUUGUCCUUCUAGCUCCUUAUCACCGUCGAUCGCCAUGUCCCUGCUUCCCCCGCCUACGCCAUCAAGAAAGAGGCUUGAGAAAGGCGAGAAGACGAGGAGUAAGAGUAAUGGAAGAAAGGAGAGCAAUCGGAUCCUUAUCACCGUAACCGUGCUUGGUAGUGCUGGCCCGAUCCGCUUUUUUGUUAGAGAAGAGGAACUUGUAUCUGCUGUCGUGGGGACGGUUCUCAAGGCUUACGAACGCGAGGGCCGCCGCCCCAUUCUCGGCCGCAACCACUAUGAUUUCGUCCUUUACCACGCCUUCGAUGGAUCCCAUGGUUUGAAUUCAUGGGAACCCAUCGGAUCCUUUGGGAGCAGGAAUUUUCUGCUGUGCAAAAAACAGAGGCUGUCUGGGGAGGAGUGGCAAGCAACACCCGGGAGUGAAAUGGGAAAGAAAGGCAUGGGUGUCUGGAUGGCCGGCCUGAAUAGGUCACUUUCUUUGAUCUCUUCUUAGUGAAUGAUCCCAUAUAUGGUGGCUAGUUUAACUACUGUUGCCGGGCGAGAUUGGUUGCUCCUUAUUCCUAAAUCAUGGAGGGGAGAUAUGGAGUAUAGGCCAAGGGGAUGCUGCUUUCUCUCGAAGUAUUUAUCAAUCGAUAUCGUUCACUGACUGUUUCUGAUUUUGUACAAGUUGAUAACAAAGGACAUU